GUUCAUAAUAAAAAUGAUGUCUGUGAAGAUACAUAAUUUGAUUAAUUUAACGUCGUAGGCUAAUUUACAUUUCUUUUUAGCUUCGUAAUGAGUGAUAAUAGUUCAUUUAUAUAUUAGAAUACUUGUUAUAUGAUUUAGUGCAAUACUAAUACCAUGUAUUUUACUUCUAAGAGUUAUGUUGAUGUAUUUUAAAUGAAGGUUACAAAACUAGUCUGUGAUGCCUGGCUUGUCAGCUGCCUUGUAAAUAGAAGUUGAUUAUUUUGUUAAAUCUUAAUUUUUGCGUUCGUCAAGAAUUAAACUAAAACUGUUAUAAAAUUUGCAUUCUACAUGCAGAAGUCUCUUAAUUUAAAAUACUUUACAAUAACAUAAACAAGUUUAUUUUGAAGAUGUUUGAGAAAGACACUAAAAAGGCAAAUGCGUUUUAAAUUAUUAAAGUGGCCUAAUAUGCAUUGUGUACUGAUAAAGGAUUAACGUAUACUCUUUUCCUAAUAAAACAUAGAAGUAAAAAUUAAACGAGAAAAAACAAAAGUGUGUUGAGUGUAAGGUAUAAGUUGUAAUUAUUUACACCCUCUAAUUGAGGUUAUUACCACUACAACCCAAGACAUUUUUGCCAGCAAUUUAUACUUGUCACCAUGAAUUCAUCAGAGGCUGGUGACAGUGAGUCAGAUAGGAACUACAGUGAUGAUGAGGAUGGAGAGAUCAGUUACAACGACUACUACAACAUGAGCUACUAUAAUGGAGAAUACUGUGAUAUAGAACAAGUGGACAUGCGCAAGACAGACCCAGAAUACUUUGCUUACGACUGCUUGAGUGUUGAGGAAGUGGAACGGCUCCUUAAUGAGUCUGUUGAAGUAUUGAGUAACAGCCUUCAGAUAACUCCUUCUCUAGCAAAGGUGCUUCUGCACACUCACGAGUGGGCCAUCACCCCCAUCAUCAAUGAGUACAGGAACGAUGCGUCUCGGCUGCUGAUCUCAUCAAAGAUAAAGUCACCAGUACAGCCAGAACCACUAACCAGCCAUAGUGCGCGCAUCACUUGUCCGGUCUGCAUCACUUCCAACUUUCCAGACAAGUUCCGCAGCCUUGCGUGUGGCCAUCUCUUUUGUUGCCAGUGCUGGGUCAUGCAUUUUGAGGUCCAGAUUUCCCAAGGUUAUUCAACAGGUAUCGCAUGCAUGGCUCAAGACUGCGAGGUAUUAGCAACAGAAGACUUCAUGCUCACACUCUUAACCAAGCCCCAGUUGAGGGAAAAGUUCCAGCAGUUCACGUUCAGGGAUUACGUCAAGUCGCACCCUCAGCUGCGGUUCUGUCCCGGGUUGAACUGCCAGGUGGUGCUGCGCAGCAAGGAACCUCAGGCCAAGAGAGCCAUUUGCUCAUUUUGCAAGACUAUCUUUUGUUUCAAGUGCGGCACUGACUAUCACGCACCCACGGACUGCAGUACUAUCAAGAAAUGGCUCACAAAAUGUGCUGAUGACAGUGAAACUGCUAAUUACAUCAGUGCACACACCAAGGAUUGCCCUCGUUGUCAUAUCUGCAUCGAGAAGAACGGCGGUUGCAACCACAUGCAGUGCUACAACUGCAAGCACGACUUUUGCUGGAUGUGUCUGGGCGACUGGAAGUCUCAUGGCUCGGAGUACUACGAGUGUUCUCGAUACAAAGAGAAUCCCAACAUUGCCAACGAGUCCAUACACGCCCAAGCAAGAGAAGCUUUGAAGAAGUACCUCCACUACUAUGAGAGGUGGGAGAACCAUUCUAAAAGCUUGAAACUAGAGGAGCAGACCCUGGAGAAGAUCAAGAGUCGUAUCAACCUGAAAGUGAUGACUGCGUCUGGUACGUGGAUAGACUGGCAGUAUCUGAUGGAUGCGGCUACACUGCUGGCGAAGUGUCGUUACACUCUUCAGUACACCUAUCCUUACGCGUACUACAUGGAGCCUGGCCCUCGCAAGGAAUUGUUUGAGUACCAGCAAGCUCAGCUGGAGGCAGAAAUAGAAAAUCUGUCUUGGAAAAUCGAAAGGGCAGAGUCUACUGACAGAGGUGACCUGGAGAACCAGAUCGACAUUGCAGAAAAACGGCGAACAACUCUGUUGAAGGAUUUCCUAGAGUUGAAGACAGACGUUGACGCAUGUCUUCGUCGUUGAAGACAGACGCACUGGUAUUCCAACAUUUUUACAAAUUUGCUAAUUUGUAUUAUUUAACCUAAGAGUCAGGGGUUUAAAACUCAAGAUUGGAAUAGUAACUGGACUUACUUAUUGAAAUUGGUUGACUAUAGUCAAAAUAUAAUUAUGAGUUCCAUUUUAUAAUUUAAAUUGGUUGACUAUAGCCAAAAUAUAAUUUUCCAUUUUAUAAUUUCAAUUUCAAUUAUAUUUAUUUUUUUUGGGGGAGGGGUUUUUGGAGAGAAUUAUAUUUAUUUAUUAAGAAUCCAGAAGCACUAAAGCUUCAUGCCCAACCAAAUAGUACUACAGACCAUUAGAUUUUACUCAUUACAACUUACUCAUUACUCUGUUACCUUCAUAUAUGGCAAACACGUUUUGCUUCUGUAAUAAUGUAUAUUCUAUAAUUUCUGCUGUAAUAAUAAUGUUAUAUUUAUAUAUA
Messenger RNA from Homalodisca vitripennis (glassy-winged sharpshooter), 2586 nucleotides. It is a transcript of the gene ari-2, whose product is annotated as potential E3 ubiquitin-protein ligase ariadne-2. Lineage: Eukaryota; Metazoa; Arthropoda; Insecta; Hemiptera; Cicadellidae. The transcript is spliced from 9 exons. The coding region runs from base 633 to 2132 and encodes 499 amino acids. Gene Ontology annotation, cellular component: cytoplasm; ubiquitin ligase complex. Gene Ontology annotation, biological process: ubiquitin-dependent protein catabolic process; protein polyubiquitination; positive regulation of proteasomal ubiquitin-dependent protein catabolic process. The record is from RefSeq and is a predicted model, not a curated record. Gene Ontology annotation, molecular function: zinc ion binding; ubiquitin conjugating enzyme binding; ubiquitin protein ligase activity.